Cladocopium goreaui is the source of this 519-nucleotide messenger RNA. NCBI's taxonomy places the organism in Eukaryota, Dinophyceae, Suessiales, Symbiodiniaceae. The record is from the annotation of a GenBank genome assembly.
ACAGCGUGCGUAGCUCUGAUAGCCUUUGCCACUCAAUGCCGUGGUCUUCCUGACUUUUGGAACGGCUGCAUCCAGUCCGGACUCGCGGUCCACAUGCUCGAACUCGAGUUCGAACUGGCGGUGACACAGUUCGACCUCGCGUUCGAACUCGCCCCAGAGCAGUUCGAACUCGAUUUUGACCUGGCGGCGGCCUUCAAGAAAGAUUGUGAUCUGUUACGUCUUUUUGCAAUGGUUGCGGCAAAAGCAGAAGGUGCCGACGAAGAAGGCGUGGAUGAGGGAGAACAUGUAGAAGAAAGUGAAGCAGCAAUUGACAAGUCAACGGAGGCAGUGCUUGACGCACUUGCCAGUGAUGAAAGGUUGAUGGCCAUUGGAAAGACUUGGAUCGACGCCGACAAGCCCAAGUCCGGACUCGCGGUCCACAUGCUCGAACUCGAGUUCGAACUGGCGGUGACACAGUUCAAACUCGCGUUCGAACUCGCCCCAGAGCAGUUCGAACUCGAUUUUGACCUGGCGGCGGCC